AUGGAAGUGGCUCGCACAAUUUUUCCGCAACGGAUUGCGUUUUGGUAUUCAGCGUUGCAGUGUGCAAAAGGACAUGAACAUACACCCAAAGUACAAACCCUAUUGAAUACAAAGUACAAAAACAAAUACGAAUUCACUGAACGAGAAUCCAAAAACGCAAUCAUAGCCUGGUUUAUGACGCUGGACCUGACCAAAAUAAUUAAUCAGUUGCCUGCACAUCGAGACUUUGAUUAUUUGCGAGACAUUUUCAUGUUGUACUUGAUGUGCCUUUCCUUGGACUAUUUACAGAUUUGCCGUAUCAGCCAGGAUGACGCACCGCAGUUCAAAGACGACGAUCCAAAGGAGUUUUUCCAGUGGAACCACGGUAUGAGCGUGUUAUACAAGGCGGGUUUGACUCAUAACAAUUUGAGCAGACUCAAUGGAAGGUGCAUUUUCUGGUAUAGGAGGAAUAUUCGUAGAAUUUGUGGAAGUGAUUUGAACGCGAUACAAGCAGAAGUUUAUUUGAGGCAGUUUGAAGACCUGUUUGCAUCUUAA
Messenger RNA from Ceutorhynchus assimilis (cabbage seed weevil), 534 nucleotides. The record is from the annotation of a GenBank genome assembly. Lineage: Eukaryota; Metazoa; Arthropoda; Insecta; Coleoptera; Curculionidae.